Rhizophagus irregularis DAOM 181602=DAOM 197198 is the source of this 1941-nucleotide messenger RNA. The record is from RefSeq and is a predicted model, not a curated record. NCBI's taxonomy places the organism in Eukaryota, Fungi, Glomeromycota, Glomeromycetes, Glomerales, Glomeraceae.
GCAAAUGAAAAUUCUUUUUGAUAAAACAAAAACUACGCCUAAUCUUUUUCAAUUUAAAACCGAAGCUCUGGUUAAUUAUUUUUUACAUUUUAUUCCUUCUAAGGGUUGGUGUCCGAUAAAAAUUCGAAAAAAUGAAUUACGAGCAUAUUCAAAAUUUAUCCGAUGACAUAUCGAAUUUACGCAAGGAUACCAGCAAUUGCGAUGUAAAAAUUUUAGUUGGAAGAGAACCAAAUAUUAAAGAAUUUAAGGCACAUUCUCUUAUUUUAUCUACUAGGUCAAAUUAUUUUAAAACAGCAUUUUCUCCACAAUGGGCAAGUAAAGAAGAUGGAUUUUUUAUUUCUAAUCAACCUGAUAUUUCUCCUAUAGUGUUUGAAGUUCUUUUAAAUCUUAUUUAUUCAGGAAAAUUUUCUGUUGACAAUAAUGAAAAUAAUGAAAUUAGUUUUGUUGAUAUUUUAAUUGCGUCCGACAAACUUGGUUUUCUUGAAAUUUAUCAACAUCUCGAAAAACGUUUACUUGAACAUGAGUCGGCUUGGAAAAUCCCAAAGGAUUUUAUUACAAUUUUUCAAUUUCGUGAAGAUGAUCGUUUCGCUGGGUUAUACGAAGUUGCAAUAGGAUUAGUAUGUAGAAAUGCUAAAGUUAUUUUUGAUUCAAAAGAAUUCUUGGAAAUGAAAGAGGAACAUUUAAUUCAACUUUUAAACCGUGAUGAUCUUAAACUAGAAGAAAUCGAAAUUUGGGAAUAUCUAAUUAAAUGGGGAAUCGAAAAUACUGAUUCUAUAUUAGAUGAAGAUUCGAAUAAGUGGACGCUAACGGAUUUCGAAGAGCUAGAAAAAACUUUGCAUAAUUGUAUUCCUUACAUUCGAUUUUCCCAAAUGUCUCCUAAAGUAUUCGAAAUAGUUAGAAAACAAUAUAAAAAUAUUCUAUCAGAAGAUCUUGUUGAUGAUGUCCUGCAAUAUUUUACAGAUCCUAAUACUAAACAAUCAUUAAAAAAUUUACCAUUAAGAGUAUCAGCAUAUCCUCUUGAUUCCAAAAUAAUUAGUGCUCAAGAUGCAACAACAAUAGCAAGCUGGAUUGAUAAGAAAAAAGGAAUUCCUUAUCGUUUAAAUGAUAUGCCUAUUAAAUUUGAGCUUAUUUAUCGUGCUAGUCUUGAAAAUUUUAGCAUUGAUAGAUUUCAUGAAUGUUGUGAUAAUAAAGGGCCAACUGUUGUUAUCAUUAAAGUUCGAAAUUCAGGAGAGAUAAUUGGUGGAUAUAAUCCGUUAGAUUGGCGUAGUAUGAAAGAAAAUGAAAGUAUACCGCAUAACAAUCGUGAUUUUUAUUUUGAUCAUAAAUGUAAAACAUCAAAUAGUUUUAUAUUUUCAUUAUCUUCAUUAUCAAAUGGAGUAAUUCCUAAAUUAAGUCAAGUUAAAUCUAAAAAAGAAGCAAUCAUCUGGUGUAAAAACAAAGGACCGUGCUUUGGUUUACAAGAUUUGUGGAUCAAUCGUAAUUUAAGAUCUGGUAAGAGCAAACAAAAAUCUUACGAAAAUAAAAUUAUUGAUAGCAAAACCUUUGAUAUAGAAGAAUUUGAAGUAUUCCAAAUUAUAGAUAAUAGAUUCUCUCCUCUUAAACUUUUUAAGAAAGCAUGUAAUUUUACUGGGAGAAUAAUUAAGGGAACUUUUCAACUUACGAGAAGAACUAUUCAGUCAAUCAUACGUUUCAUUAGUAAUAUAGAAAGAGAAACAUAUGAGAAACUGUUCAUUGGUUUAAGUAUUUUAGGCGCUUUGGCACUUUUGGCAUUUAUCAUAUACAAGUUUAUUAUGGCUAGUUUCUUAACUAAAAUUUUGGUUGUUGUUAUUAUUGCUGCUAUUACUGCUAUUAUCAUAUAUAUUUGUAAUAAACUAGAUCUUUAAGCUAUUCGAAAUUUAUUUUUGUAUUAUUUAUUUAAAGCAAAAGAUAUAUGAUUAAUAG